This is a messenger RNA of Doryrhamphus excisus (bluestripe pipefish), 6088 nucleotides long. RefSeq names its product glutamate receptor, ionotropic, N-methyl D-aspartate 2Ca (gene grin2ca). The record is from RefSeq and is a predicted model, not a curated record. NCBI's taxonomy places the organism in Eukaryota, Metazoa, Chordata, Actinopteri, Syngnathiformes, Syngnathidae. Gene Ontology annotation, cellular component: membrane. Gene Ontology annotation, molecular function: signaling receptor activity; ligand-gated monoatomic ion channel activity. Gene Ontology annotation, biological process: monoatomic ion transport.
ACGCCGUGUUGCAGUCGGGAUUACAGCCGCCCAGCGCCGCCGAGCAGAGCCCCCCCCCCCGCGGAUGGUGAGCGGUCGGGCGCAGGUGGGGACGGGGGCGAGACGGGAACCGGACGGGAAGCGCCGUUGAGUGACACGUUGACACAAGCGGCGGAGAGGAAUCUUCCAAACUCCAGCGGCGGACCCGCUCCAACAUCUGUCCCCACGCCGCCGCCACCGCCGCCGUCUGUCACCUCUCGGAGUCUCGCUCGGAUGGAGCUGCGGCGGGAGCGCCAGGCGAGGCAGAGGAAGGGGGGCCGGAGGAUGAAGACCAGGGUCACCCUGAAGCAUCAGCAACAGAAGGACAGGUGUCCCCGACCAAAGACGGAGUACCACUCGGAGCAGGAUUUCUUUUGCUAAGUUUUCCGACAGCUUCUUCCUCCGAGUGGAAGAAGAUCCCAUGCCAAGACAGGAAUUAUUCUUUUCCCAGAGGUGGCUGAAGAUCUCCAAAAAGGCUUAGCAGAAAUAUGCAUGCUGGCAGCCGUCCCCCCAAAGCAUCCUGGGACAUUUUACCUGAGAUCCCUCCCCGGAGGUAGCCCUUUCGCCUUCCCGAGCGGAACACUUAGCCAGCAGCGAGUGUGAACAGCCACCAUGUGUUAAUUUGCUGGCGCUGAUAUCGCUCUAUCACGCCGCAUCACACCGACACCCCCCCCCCCACCCCCCCGUCCCCCCUCCUCCCCCUCUUCACCAGCCAGUGAUAAUGUGACCUUCUGCCAAAGUGCUGGAGACCAUGCCGCCAUCGCAGCGGGCUGCUCUGUCGCUGCUACUGAAAUAGACUCAAACAAGUGCAGGCGAAGGAAGAGAAAGAAGGGGGAGACGAAAAGGGGGAGCGGAAGAGGAGACUGGAGCAGGGAGAAAGGAAAAGCGAGGCGGGAAGAGGAACACGGGCACGGGAUGCGAGGUGACGGGUCCAGGCUGGAUGUGGAUCGCCAUCACAGGCAGUAGGCGACUGAGAUGGGCGUUCGUUUAGGCUCCUUGAGCGACUCCUUGUGGUGGCCGCCGGUGCUGCUGCUGCUGCUCUUCGGCGCCGCCCCCCGCUGCUCGGCCCGGCCGUUCGGGAUCCCGGCGCCCGCCGUCAACGUGGCGGUGGUGUUCAGCGGCUCCGCCUACCAGACGGAGAUCAAGGGGCGGCUGAGUCGGGAGAACUUCAUGGACCUGCCGCUGGAGGUGAACCCCAUCACUGUGCUGGUGAACAACACCAACCCCCGGGCGCUGCUCACGCGCAUCUGCGACACGCUCUCCACCAACCGCGUCCAUGGCGUGGUGUUUGAGGACAACGUCGGCUCGGAGGCCGUGGCCCAGAUCCUGGACUUCCUCUCGACUCAGACAGGCGUGCCCAUCGUGGGGAUCAGUGGAGGCUCCGCUGUGGUCCUGCCGUACAAGGGUGAGGGCUCCAACUUCCUCCAGCUGGGCUCCUCCAUCGAGCAGCAGAUCAACGGCAUGUUCAAGGUGAUGGAGGAGUACAACUGGAACAGCUUUGUGGUCAUCACCAGCCUCUACCCGGGCUACGAGACCUACGUGGAUUACGUCAAGGUCUUCAUCGACACCAGCUACUUCAUGUGGGAGCUCCAGGACGUGUUGACCUUCGACAUGUCCGCCGACAACAUGAACGACAUCCGAGCGAGGCGGCUGCUGCAGCAGAUAGACUCCCAGGUCCUCUUGGUCUACUGCUCCCACGAAGAGGCCCAGUACCUCUUCACCAUGGCCACCGAGGCCGGACUGGUGGGGCCGGGCUACAUCUGGAUCAUCCCCAGCCUGGCUGUGGGCAACCCGGACGUGCCGCCGCCCGACAGCUUCCCCGUGGGGCUCAUCAGCAUCAUCACAGACCGCUGGCGGAUGAGUCUGAGGAAGAGGGUGCGGGACGGGGUGGCCAUUGUGGUGAAAGGGGUGCAGAGCUUUCGAAAGCAGAGGGGCUUCACGCCGGAGGGCCACAACGACUGCCACAACCCGGUCAAGUCCGUAGCUACCAACGACACGCUGUUCAGGCACAUGCUGAAUGUGACGUGGGAGCACAACGACUUCUCCUUCAACACCAACGGUUACCUGGUCAACCCUUCCAUGAACAUCAUCACGCUGGACAGGGAAAAGCAGUGGGACAAGGUGGGCACCUACGAGAAGAGCAUCCUGCAGAUGAGAUACCCCGUGUGGCCGCGCUACGGCUCCUACCUGGAGCCCGUGUCCGAUUACAGGCACCUGACGGUCGCCACGCUGGAGGAGCGGCCUUUUGUCAUCGUGGAGGCCGUGGACCCGUUGACCGGCACCUGCGUCAGCAACACGGUGCCAUGCCGACGCCAGUCCAACAAGACGGAGGCCAUCGUGGGCCACACGGAACCCUACACCAAGCUGUGCUGCAAAGGUUUCUGCAUCGAUAUCCUCAAGAAGCUGUCCCGCAACAUCAAGUUCUCCUACGACCUCUACCUGGUCACCAACGGCAAACACGGCAAGCUGGUCCGCGGAAUUUGGAACGGGAUGAUCGGUGAGGUUUUCUACAAGCGUGCCGACAUGGCCAUCGGCUCGCUGACCAUCAAUGAGGAACGCUCAGAGAUUAUCGACUUUUCCGUGCCGUUUGUGGAGACCGGCAUCAGCGUGAUGGUGGCCAGGAGUAACGGGACCGUCUCGCCGUCUGCCUUUUUAGAGCCCUACAGUCCGGCGGUCUGGGUGAUGAUGUUCGUCAUGUGUCUCACCGUGGUGGCCAUCACUGUGUUUGUCUUUGAAUACUGCAGUCCUGUCGGCUACAACCGCAGCCUGGUGACGGCUAAAGAUCCCGGCGGUCCCACCUUCACUAUCGGGAAGUCGGUAUGGCUGCUGUGGGGAAUCGUCUUCAACAACUCGGUGCCCAUCGAGAACCCCAAAGGAACCACCAGCAAGAUCAUGGUCCUGGUGUGGGCCUUCUUCGCCGUCAUCUUCCUGGCAUCCUACACGGCCAACCUGGCAGCCUUCAUGAUCCAGGAGCAGUACAUCGACACCGUGUCCGGCCUGAGCGACAAGAAGUUCCAAAAGCCACAAGAGCAGUACCCUCCGUUCCGCUUCGGGACAGUUCCCAACGGCAGCACGGAGCGCAACAUCCGUAGCAACUACCCGGAGAUGCACUCCCACAUGGUCAAGUACAACCAGAAGGGGGUGGAGGACGCCCUCAACAGCCUCAAAACCGGCAAACUGGACGCCUUCAUCUACGACGCCGCCGUGCUGAAUUACAUGGCGGGCAAAGACGAGGGCUGCAAGCUGGUGACCAUCGGCAGCGGGAAGGUGUUCGCCACCACCGGCUACGGCAUCGCCCUGCAGAAGGAGUCGCGCUGGAAACGACCCAUCGACCUGGCUCUGCUCCAGUUCCUGGCGGACGGCGACACCCAGAAGCUGCAGACGGUGUGGCUGACGGGCAUCUGCCGCAACGAGAAGAAGGAGGUGAUGAGCAGCAAGCUGGACAUCGACAACAUGGCGGGCGUCUUCUACAUGCUGCUGGUGGCCAUGGGCCUCAGCCUGCUGGUCUUCGCCUGGGAGCACCUCCUCUACUGGAAGCUCAGACACUCGGUGCGCAAGUCGGAGCGCCUGGACUUCCUCCUGGCCAUCAGCAGGGGCAUCUACAGCUGCUUCAACGGCGUGGAGCAGGCCGAUCGCAACGGCAGCAUCCAAAGUCCCGACGUGACCACCAACUACUCCCAGGCCAACAUGCUGAAGAUGCUGAAGACGGCCAAGGACAUGGUGUCCUCCGCCCGGGUGGAGAACUCCCUGGACAGCGCCACCAAGACCCUGGAGACCUGGAGCAGGCGAGGAGCCGACAACAUGCGGGGCGGGCUCCCGCCCUGCGUGGCGGCGGCGGGGGCCGAGGUGUCCCACUGCCGCCUGCCCUACAUCUCCAGCAUCACCGACAACCACUCGCCGUACCCCCAGAGGAGCCGCACCCCCACCUUCCCCGUGCACUACGGCGACGGCGUCACGCAGCCCCUGCUGGAGAAGCCCCGCGUGGUGACCCGGCCCACGCCGCUCCGCUACACGCUGCCCGCCCGCAACCACCAGCACGUCCUGGAGAGGACGCUGCCCAUCUCCAGCCUCAGCACCCCUCACCUCGCCAUGACCGACGCGACCACGCCCACCGCCACCCCCCACCACGGCAGCAGGCUGUAUGUGGAGAACCCGGUCCGCCACCCGGCGUCGCCCUUCGUCGCCUACCGAGAGAUCCAGGUCCCCAACGUCUACGUGGAGCACAAAGCCCCCCUGAGGCGGAAGCUGAGCUACCCCCCUGACUGCGUGAGCCGGAAAAGGCGGAGCCACACCUACAUGUUUGACGCCGCCGACCCGAGAGCGCGAGCCGACUACGACGAACCUCGAUCCUGCUUGGCCGAGCUGAGGGCCAAUCAGCUUCUGAACAACCACGCCCCGGAUGCCGUCACCGUGGCGACCGCCGCCGGACACUACCCCGCCGCCGCCGCCGCCAGCUGCAACUCGUGCAUGAAGUCCUACUUGGAGCCCGAGAUGGACGACGUGCCGCUGCUGGGGAAGGACAAGCUGAACCGCCGCGCCUCCUUCCUGAAAGCCACCUGGGGCAACGACCGCAUCCGGCAAGUGGACGAGACCAAGCCGUCCACGUCGCCCCGCGCCGACAUGCCCGACCUGUUCCCACGCGUGGUGGUGCCCAACGCCAAGCCCCACAAGUUCUAUGGCAGCCUGGGCCACAACCUGUCCUGCUACCCCCUGGCGGCCGAGCCCGCCUACUUGGACCCGGCUCACAUGGGCUCGUACCCCUACAAGCAAAAACUCAAGUACUCGGACUCCACGCGGCUGCCCUCGUACAGGGAGGCCAUGUUGCAGAACGCCGCCGCCUUGCGGCGCUCCUCGUCCACGGUGGUGCACAGACACUACUCCAGCUACCUGAACUCCUACACGGACUUGCCGGUCUACGUGGGCCCGCUGGCCCGGGCGGCACCGCACUUCUACGACGGCCCCAAAGAUGUGUGCCACUUGUUCCCGUGCACCAGCCGCUGCCCGGAGCACGCCGCCAUGUUGCCUCGCGUGAGCGACAGGCCCGUGGCCUACCAGAACAGCAUGUUUGGGGCGGAUGGGGACGAGCCCGGGGUGGCCGGCAGGGAGCGCAGGCAGGUUCUGGUGGCGCGCAGAGUGAACAGUCCGUUUGUGCCAAAGCCCUGGGGGAGGGUCUCCAGCCUGGAGUCGGAGGUCUGAGCCCGCCUCCUUCGGGCUCAAGCAAAAAGUGAACACCAUCAGUGUACUUGGACUGCAAUAAAACGCUGGCAUCGAACACCACCGUCAGAGACUCUCUAUUUAGGAAGCAUUUAACCUCCGGCAUUUUUCAACAAGAUAUACAGUAUAUAUAUAUAUAGAAGUACACUAUAUACAUAUAUAUACAUAUAUAUGUAUAUAUAUAUAUGCACAUAUAUGUUAGCCUCUAAGUCUUAAUCUUAACACUUUUUUCUUGGACUUUUCUAAAAUCAACUUUUAUUUUGGAAUCACUUUAGUCUUCACAGGAAGCAGAAGGGAGCGCAUAUAAUAAAUAAUAACGUCAAGUGUAUUUCCAAAUGUUACACUACCCUUUAAUAAACAACAAGCUCAUCGCCUCUGUCUCCAUGUCCACCGACGCCACCCGACCCCCCCUUCCCCUCAAAAUGUCCACUCGCUCCUCCCACUCGACAGCUUCCUGUUUGCUCUGAUCGACUUGCAAUAAAAGUCCAUGAUUUAAUUGUUAGAUUAGAGUCAGAUUGGGAAUCCUCCCCGUCUCUCUUUAAUUGCCGUUGUUGGCUCGCAACAAAAAAAACAACUAUGGUGCGUUCAAGGACCGCCUGAAAAAACGGCAUCUUUAAAGAUGAGUAUCAUAACCUAUAAAAAAAAAUAAAAUCUGAGAGGUGAGACCGUACCAACCUGAGAACAGGUGAUGAAAGAUUGGAUGACUUUUGGCUGAGUUUCCCCUUCACAUUGUCUCCCAGGUGUUAGUCAUGUGUUUCAUCAGAGCACCUGCAUGCCCAUCACACACACACGCAGGAAGCUCAUUAGCGCAGCGUUGAUGCGUGGACACCCGCUGAUCCUUGAACGCUUCCUGAGA